Cheilinus undulatus (humphead wrasse) is the source of this 1336-nucleotide messenger RNA. Its product is annotated as troponin I, fast skeletal muscle-like. The record is from RefSeq and is a predicted model, not a curated record. The transcript has 9 exons. Gene Ontology annotation, cellular component: troponin complex. Lineage: Eukaryota; Metazoa; Chordata; Actinopteri; Labriformes; Labridae. The coding region runs from base 527 to 1045 and encodes 172 amino acids. Gene Ontology annotation, biological process: muscle contraction.
GUUCAGAUUAAAAUGAGAGGUAAAUUCAGGUUUUCAAACUGAAGUUGAUUAUUCAGUUAUUUGAUCACAUUUGAGAGAAACGUCUAAUAAUGACUACUGUGGUUCAUAGUUUUACUGUUGAGACAGUUUCUUCCACACCGUAAUCUCUCGUCAACAAUUUUGGUAGAAACAGAAGGUGAGUGGCGUUAUGAUCAUGUGACUGUGAAUAAAUGUUUUUACCAUUUAUGGAUACUCACCUAAACCUGCUGAUCAGACGGUUUAAAGGUGAAACUGUUCACUUUGAUUUUUACUUUCUAAUAAAUCUGUCUCUGCUGUCUUACAGGUUUCUGUCUGAUUCCAGCGCAGAUGCAGCGCUGCUGUCAAGCUUCAUCAGAUUCUCUGUACGCCUCUGUGAGGACUGCUGACCACCUCAGACUGACCACAGACGUCACCGACGGCGGAUUUACGAGUCAGCGGUCAAAGUAUGAAGUCUCUGCCGCCAUCCUCAUCGUCACUCUCUGGAGUCUGAAGCUAAAAGGAAGCCAAGAUGUCUGAGGGAAAGAAGAUGACAUCAAGCCGCAGGCAUCAUCUCAAGAGUUUGAUCCUGCAGAUCGCUGCUAACUGGCUGGAGCAGGAAGCCAACGACAUCGCUGCCGCCAAAGAAGCCUACAUGGCAGAGAACUGCCCCGCCCCUGACCUGAGCGGAGACCAGGCCGCUCUGCAGGAAAUCUGCAAGAAGCUGUUCCAGGCCCUGGACAAGAUCGAUGAGGAUAGAUACGACGCUGAGGCCAAAGUGCAGAAGACAGACAAAGAGAUUGAGGACUUGAAGCUCAAGGUGGUCGAGCUUGCCGGCGUGAAGAAACCCGCCCUGAAGAAAGUACGCAUGUCUGCUGACGCCAUGCUGCAGGCUCUGCUGGGAGGAAAACACAAGGUGACUAUGGACCUGAGGGCCAACCUGAAGCAGGUCAAGAAGGAGACCAAGGAGGAGAGUGCCGAGGGCGUCGGCGACUGGCGUAAGAACAUCGAGGACAAAGCUGACAGGAAGAAGAUGUUUGAGACUUCCUAAAGACUUUCACUUCCAGCAGGCUGCUGCUUCUCUUUCCUCUGUUACAUCUGACCUUUUUCAUGGAAACAAACUCGUGCCAUUAAAUUGUCUUUUUGGAAUAAGGCAACGCUGUCACGCUGCAGUUUUUUUCCAAGACCUGUUUGGAAGUUAGGACGUAAAAGCGGAGAUUAGUCGGCCCCUUUUUCCUCACAUUAGGGAGAGUUUUACACAUUUAAAAAAUCCCUUUAUUUUCUGUAAAGGUUGUUUUAAAACAAGUAUGUAAGUCUGCAUCCAAAACUGUUAAAUAUGCUU